GUUUACCUCGGCCACAGCUCCCGCGCAGCGAUGUGCGAGGUGGGCGAGGACUACGCUGGUCCGGCGCCGGGGGAGCCUCCGUCCACCCCAAGACCUGGUCGUGAGCAGAAGUGCGUGAAGUGCAAGGAAGGCCCGCCAGUGGUGGUCAUCCGAGCGGGAGAUGCCUUCUGCAGGGAUUGCUUCAAGGCCCUCUAUGUGCACAAAUUCAGAGCCAUGCUGGGAAAGAACCGCCUCAUCUUUCCUGGAGAGAAGGUGCUCUUGGCAUGGUCUGGGGGUCCUUCAUCCAGCUCCAUGGUCUGGCAAGUCCUUGAGGGCCUGAGUCAGGAUUCUGCCAAAAAACUGCGCUUUGUGCCUGGAGUCAUCUUUGUUGAUGAGGGAGCAGCCUGCGGCCAAAGCCCAGAGGACAGAGCCAAGACCCUCGCUGAGGUGAAGCUGAUCCUUCAAACUGUUGGCUUCCCAUGGCAUGUGGUUGCCUUAGAGGAGGUAUUCAACCUGACACCAUCAGUGCUGCGCUGCUCUGCCCGGGAGUCAUCCGGGGCCAAGGGGGCCUACAAGGCGGCCGUGGACAGCUUCCUGCAGCAGCAGCACAAUCUAGGGGCUGACAGCAACAUCAGCCCAGCUCAAGGAGAGGAGCAGCUGGACCUGCCCCAAACUCAGGCUCCUCUGGGCCCAGCUGAGUUCCCCACAGCCUCCCAGACGGAGGCCCUAUCCAGAUUAUUUGACUCCGCAAAGACGCUGACUGCCAAGGAGGAGCUUUUGCAGACCCUGCGGACCCACCUGAUUCUGCACGUGGCCCGAAUUCAUGGCUACUCCAAGGUGAUGACCGGGGACAGCUGCACCCGCCUAGCCAUCAAGCUCAUGACCAACCUGGCCCUGGGGAGAGGGGCCUUCCUCGCCUGGGAUACGGGCUUCUCAGAUGAGCGGCAUGGGGAUGUGGUGAUAGUACGGCCCAUGAGGGACCACACACUGAAGGAGGUGGCCUUCUACAACCGCCUGUUUGCUGUCCCUUCAGUCUUCACGCCAGCUGUUGACACCAAGGCCCCUGAAAAGGCCAGCAUCCACCGGCUGAUGGAGGCCUUCAUCCUCAGGCUGCAGACCCAGUUCCCCUCCACAGUCAGCACUGUGUACAGGACAAGUGAGAAGCUGGUCAAAGCCCCCAGGGAGGGCUGUGCCGCUAGCCUCUCAGGUCCCCACUGCCUCCUCUGCAUGUGUGCGCUGGACAUCGACACCAAUGACAGUGCCACAGCCUUUGGGGCUCAGACCUCCUUGCGUCUCUCACAGACGUCACAGACUGAGGCUGGGAUGGCCAUCCCGUCUUGCUGCACUGCAGACAAGGGCCAGGACCAGAGCUGCUGCAGGGUAGCUUGUAGGAGAGAGGACCCCUCUGCCUCUGUCAGCGAGCAGUUGUGCUAUGGCUGCCGGGUGACCAUGAAGGACCUGCCCUCCCCGGACACACUGCCCCCCUACAUCCUGGCCGAGGCCCAGCUCCGCAGCCAGAGGGCCUGGGUCAUGCAGGAGAUUCAGGAGUACCUGAUCGAGGACAGUGACAAUGAGGCAGACACUGCGCAGAGCUGAACCUCAAGGGUACACCAGGCAGUGUGACAGAGCUGUGACGGCAAGGAUGAGACAAGCCUAUGGCUGUCCAUUUGUAUAAAU
Messenger RNA from Castor canadensis (American beaver), 1656 nucleotides. It is a transcript of the gene Ctu2, whose product is annotated as cytosolic thiouridylase subunit 2. Gene Ontology annotation, molecular function: tRNA binding; sulfurtransferase activity. Gene Ontology annotation, cellular component: cytosol. Gene Ontology annotation, biological process: tRNA wobble position uridine thiolation. The record is from RefSeq and is a predicted model, not a curated record. Lineage: Eukaryota; Metazoa; Chordata; Mammalia; Rodentia; Castoridae.